AUGACUUCUACACCUGCCACGAUCUAUUUUGGAGUCCCCGACCUCUCCUACACACCGGAGCAGAGGGCGAUUUUAACUUCGCCACCUGAGGAACAUUUUCCGGCGGAAGUAUUGCUCCAUGACUUCAGCACUUCGUCAGAACUGACCAAAGGAGUGGACGGCUUGGACGUACAAGGUUUUACAUUCCUUAGGCAUCAUUCCAAGAUUCUGGAGCUUGGAAACAGAUGGGAUGAUGCUCAACUCCAUCAGUAUUAUCAUGAACUUGAGGAGCUGAUGUGCGAAUGGCUCGGCGCUAGGAAGGCGUUUGUUGUCAACACUGUUGUCCGCCGUGUGAGCACGUGGACUGAUUUUAGUACUUGGGUAGACCGCAACAGCAAAGUCGGAAAGGAUCAGGAGUCGAGGCAACAUGACAAAAUCCUAGUUGCUGGCUCCCAAGGAAAAGCAGGUACAGGCCCUGUAGGGAAGGCCCAUAUAGACGUGACUCUUCAAGGCAUGAGAGACACGGUGCGGUUCUCUCGCAAAGACAUUGCAGAGUGGGCUCAAGAUAUUCUGAGAGCGGAAGACACUGGCCGCCCAGCUCCACGAUAUGCCAUGUACAGUGUUUGGCGGCCACUACAUACAGUCGAGCGAGAUCCCAUGACGGUGUGCGAUUAUCGUACUGUAAAUCGCGAUGGCUUGAUUCCAGUCCCAAUUCGCUUCCCUAGCGAAUUGAUUGGCGAAUUUAUAGCCGCCUCUGCCAAUUUGCGGCGGCCAGCAAACGAUGAGAAAAAUACGCAGAAAUGGUACUGGUUGCCGAACCAAACCCCUGACGACUUACUCGUUAUUAAGAAUGCCGACACAAGUCUUGAUCAUGUAGCUGCCUGGAGUCCACACGCAGCGUGUAGGUUGCAAGAGACUCAAGCUGGGGACAAAGCACGUGAAAGUGUGGACUGUAGGGUUUUAGUUUUCUGGUAG
This is a messenger RNA of Bipolaris victoriae FI3, 954 nucleotides long. RefSeq lists its product as hypothetical. The record is from RefSeq and is a predicted model, not a curated record. The coding region runs from base 1 to 954 and encodes 317 amino acids. NCBI's taxonomy places the organism in Eukaryota, Fungi, Ascomycota, Dothideomycetes, Pleosporales, Pleosporaceae. The transcript is spliced from 3 exons. Gene Ontology annotation, molecular function: oxidoreductase activity.